Molecule: messenger RNA, 3993 nt
Organism: Apodemus sylvaticus (European woodmouse)
Lineage: Eukaryota; Metazoa; Chordata; Mammalia; Rodentia; Muridae
Product: protocadherin beta-14
Exons: 1
Coding region: 163-2556 (797 amino acids)
Biological process (GO): homophilic cell-cell adhesion
Cellular component (GO): plasma membrane
Molecular function (GO): calcium ion binding
Source: RefSeq, a predicted model, not a curated record
GUUUUACAUUUCUGCCGAUCGAUCCUUUCGGGGAGGUAGAUAAGUCGCGUCCAGCAUCAUUAGCAAGAAAAGAAGCUCAAAUUCACAUAGCCAAGAUUCCUGAGCUGUUCACAAAGCAGUUCUUGGGCGAUUAACUGCUGAAUCUUUUGGAGCAGAGGGACGAUGGAGACAUCACUUCACAAGGCACCAGAGAAAAGGCAAGUGACCGCCAUUAUCUUUCUGUUACUGCUAUGGGAGGCAGGUAGUGCAACCGUUAAGUAUUCUGUUCUAGAGGAGACAGACAGGGGCUCUUUGGUGGGGAACCUAGCAAAAGAUUUAGGGCUGAGUUUAAGGGAGUUGGUCUUCAGGGGCGCCCAGAUUCUUUCCAAAGGGAACAAACAGCUCCUGCAGCUGGAGCAGAAGAGUGGAAAUUUGCUCCUGAAAGAAAAAUUGGAUCGAGAGGAGUUAUGUGGGAGCACCAACCCGUGUAUCCUACAUUUCCAGGUGUUACUAAAAAACCCAGUGCAAUUUAUUCAAGGGGAAAUAGAGCUUCAAGAUGUAAAUGAUCACGCCCCAGAAUUCAUGGAAGAUGAAAUUCUCCUUAAAAUCCUGGAGAGCAGCCAUCCAGGUGCUGUGUUUCCGUUGAAAAUAGCUCAAGAUUUGGAUGUAGGAAGCAACACGGUUCAGAACUAUACAAUCAGCACCAACCCCCAUUUCCACCUUCUCACCCGAAAUCACAGCGAUGGCAGGAAAUAUCCAGAGCUGGUGCUAGACAAAGCACUGGACCGGGAGGAACAGGCACAGAUUAGAUUAACACUCACAGCUCUGGACAGUGGGUCACCUCCCAAAACUGGGACUACCCAGGUUGUCAUUGUGGUCCUGGACAUUAAUGACAAUGCCCCUGAAUUUGCCCAAGGGCUCUAUGAGGUACAGGUUCAAGAGAACAGUCCUGUGGGUUCCCUUGUCAUCACUGUAUCCGCAAGAGAUUUAGAUGCUGGGACACACGGAGAACUCUCCUAUUCACUUUUUCAAUCUUCAAAUCAAGUUCUUCGGGCUUUUGAAAUAAAUAUCAUCACUGGAGAAAUUAGAGUAAGAAAACUGUUGGACUUUGAGGAAAUUCAGUCUUACCGCAUGGAAAUCGAGGCCACUGAUGGGGGAGGCCUUUCAGGAAAAUGCACAGUAGUAAUAAAUGUGACGGAUAUAAAUGACAACGCUCCUGAACUCAUCAUGUCAUUACUCAUCAGCGAUAUUCCAGAAAACUCCCCUGAAACUGUGGUCGCGGUUUUUGGAAUUUCAGAUCCAGACUCUGGAGACAAUGGGAAAAUGGUGUGCUCCAUCCAAGACCAUCUUCCCUUCCUCUUGAAACCUAAUGAAGAAAACUUCUACACGUUGGUAACUGAAAGAGCACUGGACAGAGAGAGCAAAGCUAAAUACAACAUCACCAUCACUGUCUCAGACCUGGGCACACCCAGGCUCACAACCCAGCACACCAUAACAGUGCAGGUGUCUGACAUCAACGACAACGCCCCCACCUUCACCCAAACCUCCUACACCCUGUUCAUCCACGAGAACAACAGCCCCGCCCUGCACAUAGGCACCAUGAGUGCCACAGACUCAGACUCAGGUUCCAAUGCCCACAUCACCUACUCACUGCUGACACCCCAAGACCCACAGCUGGACCUCGACUCGCUCAUCUCCAUCAAUGCAGACAAUGGGCAGCUGUUCGCUCUCAGGGCGAUGGACUACGAGGCCCUGCAGGCCUUCGAGUUCCAUGUGGGCGCCACAGACGGAGGCUCUCCUGUGCUCAGCAGCCAGGCUCUAGUGCACGUGGUGGUGCUGGACGACAAUGACAAUGCGCCCUUCGUGCUCUACCCGAUGCAGAACGCCUCUGCACCCUGCACUGAGCUGCUGCCCAGGGCGGCGGAACCUGGAUACCUGAUCACCAAGGUGGUGGCUGUGGACCGCGACUCUGGCCAGAAUGCCUGGCUGUCCUUCCAGCUGCUCAAGGCCACGGAGCCCGGGCUGUUCAGCGUGUGGGCGCACAAUGGCGAGGUGCGCACCACCAGGCUGCUGAGUGAGCGCGAUGUGCCCAAGCACAGGCUGGUGCUGCUGGUCAAGGACAAUGGCGACCCUCCGCGCUCUGCCAGUGUCACUCUGCACGUGGUGCUCGUGGAUGGCUUCUCUCAGCCCUACCUGCCUCUGCCAGAGGUGGCGCGCAAUCCUGCGCACGAUGAGGACGCCCUAACACUCUACUUGGUCGUUGCCUUGGCAUCUGUGUCUUCUCUCUUCCUCCUGUCUGUGCUGCUGUUUGUGGGAGUGAGGCUGUGCAGGAGGGCCAGGGCGGCCUUGCUGGGUGGCUGCUCGGUGCCUGAGGGACACUUUCCUGGCCACCUGGUGGAUGUCAGUGGUGCUGGGACCCUGUCCCAGAGCUACCAAUAUGAGGUGUGUCUGACAGGAGGGACUGGAACAAAUGAGUUUAAAUUUCUUAAACCAGUACUCCCCAACUUCUUGAAUGAAGGAGGUUACAGGAACACGGAGGAGAAUUCCAAUUUUAGGGAUUGUCUGGGGUUUAGCUAAAAUCACACUUUGACCUCAUGUGACAAAUAUUCACUGAUGCGUAUGCAUUCCCCAACUGUUCCUUCAUGGAAAGAAGUCAGUACUAGCAUGAUAUAGAUAGUCAUAUUUGUAGCUGUUUCCAUUUGUCAAAUAUUCCUUGCAAUUUUUUUCUAACUAUCUUCCCCUCAAGCAUACAAUAUAGCUGCAAAACAUUCUUUUGGGUCAUUUUUUCAUCACUUAAAAAAAGGUUUAAAAGUUAAGAGAUAUUUUCAAGUUCCUGGUUUCUGAGCAUAAGCAUUGAUUUCUUGUAAUCAAAGAAUUCCUGUCUCAAAAGUUCUUGUUAUUGCUAGGAUGAAUUUAACGCUAUUGUAAAUGAUGGCUUUCUGUUUUAAAAAUAAUUUUCAAUCAUUCAUCCAUUCUUUUGUGAGCUUCUAAAUCCUAUGAUUCUGUUGCCUAGUCCCAAGAGCCCUUUCAAAAUAGGUCAAAGUUAAUUAAACUAUCUUUGAACAUUCUGGAAAAACUCCGUCUGUUAUAUCAAAAAGUGGUGGACUUAUUAGUGCACUUGGGACUAGUUUUUCAUGAAUGGCUUUGGUAUGUAAACAGUGAUUCUCAUUCUUUUAACAUGGUGUAUAUACUCCACAUGAUUAAUACAUACACAGUAAACACAAAGACGUAUUAGUAUGCUUUCACAAGAAAUUUGUCAUUAAGUCAACAUUUCUCUAAAAUACAUCUACUGGAGCUUGAGGUGUAGCUAAAUGGAAAAACAUGCGUUCAGCAUGCAUCCAAUGCCCAGAACCGAAUGGGAAAAAAUAAGUAAGUUCUUCACAUGAAAAUAAAUAAUAUUUUAAUUAACAAAUGAGAUCAACUCUCAAAAAGUAAAUUAUUAUAAACUUAAAACAUCUAAUUAAACCUAUCAGGGGAUGGAAAGAUGACCUUGUGCUUAAGAGGAAAUAUUCUUCUAAGGACCCCAGUUUAGUUCCCAGCACCAAUGUCUGGUGGCUCACAAAUGGACUUUAAUUCUAGCUUCAGGGAGAUCCAUUGCCCUCCAAUAAAGCCAAUAUUAAUAUAAAUUAAAUUAUAAUUUAAAUUGUUGGUGAAACUCAGUAGCCAUUUGGACUUUGGCUCUUUCUUGAAUAAUAAGUUCUAAGUAACUGAUGCCUAUUAUUGGCCUGUUAUGUUCUUCAAAAUGUAUCUAGGCUAUAAAAUUAGUUGCCAAAUGCCUGUUCAUCAUAUUAUCUCACUAUCCUUUGUAUUUUUAUGGUGUUGGUUUCAAUGUCUCCCUUUUCAUCUCUGAUUUUUUUUAAUCUCCACUCGCUUCUGGCAUGUAACGAGAUGCACCAGUUGUCCCUCUUUGAAGCCCCGGUCAUCAUUACAUCUUUAAACCUCUUCUCUUCUCUGUUCGUCUCCCAUAUCAGAUAUUUUUGACACCAAUUAUUAUAUUAGUAUUUCCAUGAUAGU